This is a messenger RNA of Exophiala xenobiotica, 3537 nucleotides long. RefSeq lists its product as uncharacterized. Gene Ontology annotation, molecular function: sequence-specific DNA binding; DNA-binding transcription factor activity, RNA polymerase II-specific; zinc ion binding. Gene Ontology annotation, biological process: DNA-templated transcription; positive regulation of transcription by RNA polymerase II. Lineage: Eukaryota; Fungi; Ascomycota; Eurotiomycetes; Chaetothyriales; Herpotrichiellaceae. Bases 203 to 2386 code for a protein of 727 amino acids. The transcript has 6 exons. The record is from RefSeq and is a predicted model, not a curated record. Gene Ontology annotation, cellular component: nucleus.
CCGAGGUCUAGAUCUUUUACGCUAGUCUUUCCUUAGUUAGCCUGCCCCCUUCCAAGCCUCGUCACUGCACGCGACUUGCGAUUUCGUCUCUCAUUUCCACGAGGUACUUAUCUCAACAGUCUUCAACGCUGCGAUGCUUUCCUGGAUCCCAACACUUGGGUCAUGUCUCAAGUGCGAACAGCGCAUGUGAGAAAGCCGCUCGAUGGAACGUAGCGCGAGCAUGUGGACCCCAGCGGCCUCACAAGUUCCUGUCCCACCGGUACAGUUACCACCGGUACAGUCCAACGGCGCACCCCAUAUAUCAGCGCGAGAGCCGAUCUAUUACACGCCACGAAAGAAACAAGCCUGCUCGCGGUGUCACACCAAAAGGAUCAAAUGUCUAGGGGGUGUGCCAUGCCGAAACUGUGCGCUUUCCAACUCUCCGUGCACUUUUCCGCCGCCACGAAAGAGCCGGAACUCAGUGAGCCAGCAGCGUCCAGGUGUCUUGGCCGGCAGUUUGCAGGAUGAUCAAUCUUCACCUCCGGCAGCUCUUGACCUGAAUGCAACCCCGAUCCCGACAAAACUGGGGAGCUAUCGACGUUGCGAGAAAGACUUCACCUCGAGCCGGUCCAGCCAGGACAAUCAAGUCUCAAGGCCGAACUACCGCGGAAGUCCUUUAUGCCGAACGUUUGUCGAGCAAUUCGUAAGUCUGUGUGCCCUGCAGCGACUUCAACUUGAUCCUUUUGGGGAGAACGCCUUUGAUCCAUCAUGGGCCACGUUGGGCCACCCAGAUCUCGACUUGUCCAAUCCUGGCCUGGAGAUCUCGGUUGACACGAUCCUGUCUCGGCCUCCGAUAAGACCGGAACAUGCAAAGCCCGUCAAGAUCCGCCUCCCGCCCUACAAUCACAGCAUAUACUUGAUCCAAUGCGUUGAAUCUGCAAUUUGCCACGAACAACACUUCUUCCGACGACACCACCUUCGCUCCAAGGUUGCGCAGAUGUACCAAAAUCCUGAAUCUCCUCAGAGCAAAGAUCAGGGUUGGUUAUGUCACUGGCUUGCCAUUAUCGCGCUUGGCGAAUUAUACAACAGCAGUGGUCAAGCAGGUCGUAGUGACCCACUUGAGUCCCGCAACUCCAGAUCCCAGAGAGGCACCGAACCACCGGGAUCAGACUAUUAUCAGCAGUCCGUUGCCUUUUUGCAACAGGUGGCCGAGAGCCCUGAUGUACAAUACAUCUCCACCCUCAGCAUGCUUGCUAUCUACGCGUUCUCUAUGGACAGGGUAAAUACCGCCUACAUGUACAGCGGACUAGCUCUGCGCGCUGCACUAUCUCUCAACUUACAUCGAAGCUCACUCGACUUCCCAUCGGAAAGAACCAAUCUUUCAGCUGCGGAACUUGAACAUCGAAAACGAUUAUUCUGGACAGUCUACUAUCAGGACCUAUUAACCACUUCCACCGCCGGGCGCCCGUGGGGAAUUUUGGACGACGAGAUUACCUUAGACUACGCGGAUUCCAGUCGACUGUCAGGCGACGCCAUGCUGGAUUUCUUUGAUUCAGAAGAACUUAAUGCGCAUCUGGAACUCAUGCGCUUGCGAGGUCAGGCGCUUUCUUCAUUGUACGGUUAUGCCGGGACCGCAAUCAAUCCGCAUUCACAUAUCUCUUUAUUUGACUUCGAUUUGGGUAACUCUUUGCCUCAACAGCAUUUGGAUAAGAUGUUUGAAUUUCACCAAGCGUUUAUUGCAUGGCAAGAGAGCCUUCCAACAAAGUUGAAGCUUGUCCAAGUCGCGGACGGAACCAUGCUUAACCUGAGCCGCGUCAAUGCAAGCCUCUACCUAAUUUAUCACCAGGCAAUUCUGACAUUACUUCGACCUGCCUUGGUCAAUCUUCACAACGAAUGGUACGCGUCGCAAACAGAGUCGCCUUCACAGGUGAUUCAUGCUCAUCUGCAGGCUUGGGAAUCGAGAUCAAUGCUCUCAAUCUUCCAUAAUGCAUGCCUGGAAUCCGCAUGCGAGAUCUCCAACAUUCUGCAGUGGCUACAAUAUCAAGGAGCACUCUCAAUGCAUUCCUAUUUUGAUGCUAGCUACGCCUUCACUGCGGCCGUUGUGUUGUACAUUGCCAGAAACAUGCGAUCAUCUACAAAUCCUGAAUCGCGUCAGCUGCCAUUUUCUGAGGAGCAUCAGUCUGCCCUAGACACGACGGUUCGAAUCCUCGGUCAGCAGAGCUCGGUUGGUAAUGUCCCAGCAAGAGAGUUCGAGAGGCAGCUACGGGUACUCGAAAACAACUUGCAGGCCUUGAAGACAGGGCUGGACAAUCACAUUGGCUUGGACGAUCUUGAUUUCGACUACGUCGAUGGAAAUCUUACCCCUUUCCCACCAAGCACACAUGCAGCCACGUUUUCAGGACCAUAGGGACGGUACUGCACAAACCCCACUAGGACUGUCGACCUGGGACAAUUUCGACGAUCUUCACGUUAUCUCACUUUGAAAUGGGUUCAGAGGAGGUAUCUUCAUCCCACGGUCAUCGAUUUAUGCCACUGAUCACAAUCUUGCCCUUGGCUCUCCCGGUCUUGAGCUUCUCGAAUGCCUGCGGCGCCUGCUCGAAAUCAAACACAGAGUCCAGCGUGACCUUCAGCUUGCCCUCGCCAAUCCACCCGGCGACCUUCUUCUGGUCCUCCUCCUUGACCGAGCCGAGAGCCACCAUCUUGAACUUCCUCGGCGUGCCGCCCAAGAAUGUGGGCCAUAUCAGACUGGCAAGCAAGCUCAUGUUCGCUUUCAUAUUGCUCGGAUCGCCCGCAAUCAAGACGAACACGCCAUUCUUCUUGAGGAAUUUGACCGACUGGCUGUGAAGGUCCAGUGGGUGGCCGACGUAAUCGAGCACGGCAUCGUACUUGAGCCCGUCCCUGGCCAGCGUCGUGACCAGGUCCUGCGUCUUGUAGUCCACCACCUCGUCGGCACCCAGGCUCUUGACCAGAUCCGCGUUGGCACUCGAACAAGAAGCGACAACGCGACGACAGCCCAGCAACUUUGCGAUCUGGAUCCCGAACGUGCCGACACCGCCCGACCCGCCGUUGAUGAAGACCGUGUCACCCUGCUUGACGUACGACGAGAUCGUGGCGAAAGCAGUAAAGGCCGCGAUGUAGAUCCCGGCUCCCUGCUCCGGCGUCAGGCCUUUGGGCAGGGGCACGAUGCUCGAUUUGGGCACAGGUGCAUACUGCGCCAGGACGCCGUGCUGCCCGGGGAACUUGGCCAUGCCGAACACGAGCUCGUCGCCGCUGCCGGAGCCAGUGACUCGGCGGCCGCAGAAGUCGACGCACGGAACCGCCGGUCUUCUGACGGCCAGGGCGCCGAGGUAUGGGAUUUCGGGGAUCUUGUAGUCUGCCGGGUUGAGACCUGCGCUGAGAACCUCUACGAGCACUUCAUUUUUGCCGACUGGCGGCAAGGGAACGUCGGUCUCGAGCUUCAGGUUCUUCUCCAUUCCGCCCACCACGGACGUAUACCGCCAUGCCUUCAUCGCUGUUGGCGGACUCAUUGCUGCCUGCAUCUGUGUGUGUGUGUGUGUG